Molecule: messenger RNA, 606 nt
Organism: Rotaria sp. Silwood1
Lineage: Eukaryota; Metazoa; Rotifera; Eurotatoria; Philodinida; Philodinidae
Source: the annotation of a GenBank genome assembly
AUGGUUGUUCAAGCAGCAGCUCGUGGUAUCGUCGAAGAAGGAAAGAUACUCGACAAUUCGGCGGAAGGAGGAAAGUUGAGUGGAAUGCUUCUCAAUCAUAAAAAUGGUACAAUUGAAGAAGUCGUUCAAUGCUGUGCUCAUCUGCACGCACUUGAAAGCUUUCUUUACAAAAGUCUCACUGAGUCCAUGCGUCUUGUUGAAAAUGAAGACGAAACAAACAAAGGAAUUUGGCAUAGCAAAGUAUCGACUUGGCGUCCUUUUGCUCUUUUGCUUAAUUUAGCAUUCACGUACAAUGUAUCUACAAACAAAGUUGCACUUUACAGAGGGGCGAACUUGCUCGAAGACCGAAUUGACAGUUUUCGAGCAAAUGUUGGAAAAGAGCGAUCAUUUCAUGCAUUCACAUCUGGAAGUCGAAAUAGAAACGCUGCAGCUGAAGUCGCUAAUUGUCUCUUUAUGCUUGAUGGUUCUUAUCCACAUUUCGAUGUUUCUCAAUAUUCAGAAUAUCCACAAGAAGAAGAAGAGCUCCUUCCACUUGGUCUCUGCUGUAGAAUCGAUCGAGUUUUAUUUGAUGCAACGGAUCAGAAUACAUUUGAUUUACUUUACUAA